Mangifera indica (mango) is the source of this 1323-nucleotide messenger RNA. RefSeq names its product protein DOWNY MILDEW RESISTANCE 6-like. Lineage: Eukaryota; Viridiplantae; Streptophyta; Magnoliopsida; Sapindales; Anacardiaceae. The transcript is spliced from 3 exons. The coding region runs from base 166 to 1218 and encodes 350 amino acids. The record is from RefSeq and is a predicted model, not a curated record.
AUACGCUGAAGGGAAAGUUAACAUAGCAUUUCGUCAACUAUUUCAACAAUCAUUUGUUCACUGUUUCAAUUCCCAUAAAUUGUUUGGACGAUUUCUCAAAUCGUCAUAUUCUUACAAAGCCGAUCUUGUAUCAGCCCUUUUUGUUUCGUUCUGGUUUUCAAUUUCAUGGAGACGUCACUUUUCCAGUUUACCUGCAACGGCAAUUAUAUCCCUCUUUCUGUUCCCCCAAAUUUCAUUCUCCCAGAGGACAAAAGGCCGCACAUAUCUGAAGUUUCCAGUUUGGCCUCGAUUCCCGUCAUCGACUUGAAUGAUCAAAUUCACACCAGUGAAAAUGGUGAUUUCCCCUCUCCGUUAGUAGAGAAAAUAUCGCGAGCUUGUGAAGAUUAUGGCUUCUUUCAAAUUAUCAAUCACGGAGUCCCCCAGGAACUAUGCAGUAGAAUGAUGACCGCCAUUACCCACUUCUUGGAAUUGCCUUUUGAAGAAAGAAAGCAAUUCUUUACCACAGAUCUUACCGAGCGGGUAAAACUUUUUAACUACUACCUCAAGACCCAAGGCGAAGAGAAGGUUAAUAUGUGGAGUCAAUGCUUCUCUCAUCCUUGGCAUCCGUCUGAUCUUUUACCAGAAAAUCCACCUCAGUAUCGAGACGUGUUUGGUGAGUACGCAAAGGAGAUUGGUGGACUAAUGAAUAGGCUUCUGAGCUUAAUAUCUCAAGGGUUGGGGCUACAAAAGGAAUACUUACAAAAGAUGCUUGGCGAGGUGCCUGGUCUUAAAGCACAAGCAAAUUACUAUCCGCCGUGUCCUGAGCCUGAGUUCACCUUGGGACUUGGUGCACGCACAGACUUAGGUGCAGUCACCGUUCUUUGGCAAUCUGAAGGAGUUAGUGGUCUCCAUGUGAUUAAGGAUGGGAAAUGGGUGUCUGUUGAUCCUGUUCCCGAUGCAUUUGUCGUCAAUCUGGGUGAUCAAAUCCAGGUUUUAAGUAAUGGAAGGUAUAAGAGUCUGCAUCACAGAGCUGUUACCAACAAAACGCAAAGAAGAAUGACAUUGGCAAUGUUUUAUGCACCCAACAACGACUCUGUGAUUGGUCCAAUCGAGGAGCUGCUUGAUGAAGCACACCCACCGUUAUAUAGAAACUACCGCUAUGCAGAGUUCAUACAAGAAUUCAAUAAACAAGAAGGAACAAGGAGGACAGUGAAGAAACUUUUUGAGCUACCGAAGUAAUGAAAAAUUACUUAUUACACUAUAGUGACUAUCCACUUUGGUUUCAUUGCCAAGGGAGUUUCCUGGAAGCUAAUAGUGAUUCCGUCAAACUCACUGGAAUUCGAG